Rotaria sp. Silwood2 is the source of this 264-nucleotide messenger RNA. NCBI's taxonomy places the organism in Eukaryota, Metazoa, Rotifera, Eurotatoria, Philodinida, Philodinidae. The record is from the annotation of a GenBank genome assembly.
AUGGCAUCAACAAAUGAUACCAACAGCGAUAAGAAGAUUGACAAGUCAUCAAUUUUUCAACAUGAAAAAGAAACAGGUCAUCGAAUGGACUGGAGUAAUUUUCAAUUAGUAUGGCAAGACAAUCAUUAUUAUCGUCUGUCGACUAAAGAAUCACUGCUGAUCAAGGCUUAUGAACCUGAACUUAAUAAAACAACACACUCGGUACCAUUACUUGUCUUUCCUAGUGGUCUACCAAAAGUUCAGUUACCAAAUUUUGAUCAUUAA